AUUCAGAGGAGCUCCCAAGUCUGUCCCGCCAGAGCUCCGCUUUACCUCCCCAGUCUCUCAACACCAACCGCGCAAGGGACUCCAUCGACACCCGUCGCGAUCAAUUGAACCGGCAGAUGCCGCUCUGAGCUUGGUGAGCUGCUCCGAGAAUACCACGAUGGUUUUAUUUUGUCUGACAGUAGCUUCAAUGGAAAGGGGUAUAAUCCGAUGCUCGCGCAACUCUCCCCUUCCGCCAUGGCUUCCCAGAACGAGUCGCCUGACACUCGCCCGACGCGGUCGCAGGCCCAGCCAACAUCCUCACCUUUCCAGUCGAGAGCCGCGAAACAACUUGGCCUCUUCUUCGCCGGCGCCGGCUUCUUCGUAUUUUCGGCAAUGGUUACCCGACGCUCCGUGGCCCGCAAACAACUCGCCGCCUUCCCGAAAUUCUAUCAACCUAGCCACUAUGCUGCGGGCAAACAAGGGAAUCCAGAGGGUGGCAUGAUUGCCGUCGAGGCUUUGAACCUGGCCACACUGAACGUCAUGAGCUUCGCAAUCAUGAUGACUGGAGGUGCUGCUUGGGCAUUUGACGUGUCUUCGGUUGACGACUUGAGAGAGAUGGCUAGGAGAAGCAUCCGUGGAGCGGCUGGCCAGACGGACGAGGCGGCUGAGAAGGAGUUUGAAGAAUGGGCUGCAAAUAUUUUGACAAAGUUCGGCAAGAUGCCGGAAGAGAGCAAAAAACAAGACGACACAAAGACCGAGGUCGAUUCAAAGACAAGCAAGUAAGGACGGCGAAGUGGCUACUUCUAGACCAUGCUUAUCCCCUUUGUCGCGAAAUGCGGACACUCCCUGGGCAAGCCUCACAUUUGGUUGCUACCAGCUCGUUUCCACCUCGACAAUAUGUACAAUUGAUAAGGCGAAUAUCGCCACAUAAGACACAUCUCACCAUCAAGCGACUGAACAGCUAGUACUGCCCGCUCUGAGCUAGCAUUUCUACCCAGAAAGAGUGCUGGCUUUCGUGAGCAAGCGAGACCGGACGGGGUCUAUCGGAAUGAAGAAGCCACC
Messenger RNA from Colletotrichum scovillei, 1041 nucleotides. RefSeq lists its product as uncharacterized. Bases 208 to 762 code for a protein of 184 amino acids. The record is from RefSeq and is a predicted model, not a curated record. Gene Ontology annotation, cellular component: mitochondrion. NCBI's taxonomy places the organism in Eukaryota, Fungi, Ascomycota, Sordariomycetes, Glomerellales, Glomerellaceae. The transcript has a single exon.